This is a messenger RNA of Benincasa hispida (wax gourd), 1530 nucleotides long. Its product is annotated as putative lipid phosphate phosphatase 3, chloroplastic. Gene Ontology annotation, molecular function: phosphatidate phosphatase activity. Gene Ontology annotation, cellular component: membrane. The record is from RefSeq and is a predicted model, not a curated record. Lineage: Eukaryota; Viridiplantae; Streptophyta; Magnoliopsida; Cucurbitales; Cucurbitaceae. Gene Ontology annotation, biological process: phospholipid metabolic process; phospholipid dephosphorylation.
GUACCACGAAUGAGUGCAUAAGUAUUUUCUAAUAAUUAUAAACCAGCGCCGGGAUUAACGUCAAAUCCAUAUCCCUGUCGGCAAAAUAAGCUUUAUUCACACACACACUUCAUUUUCCUUACUUUUUCUUCCAUUAAUUGAACAGCUGCAAUCUGGCAUUCAACCAUUGAAACGUGUCCAUUAACCUCCACCACCACCCCUCUCUCCCGACUAUUUGUCACCUUUUUUUACAAACCCGCAAUAUAAUCAUCGCAAUCACCGACUGCCCGUUUAUUCUGAUCUAUUUCCUUUUAGCUUUAUCAUCUACUGCACUUUUUUUUUUAUCUCUUCUUCUCUUUCUUUCAUUCAUUCUUUUUCUUCUCCCGUCCAUGAGGGAACCUGACCGGAGUUGUCGGACUGGAGCCGCCGCCGCCGCUACCUCGCGAAGGAGGCGCUGGAUGGAUUGGUUAAUGGUGUUGGUUCUCAUGUUUAUGUAUUUUGGUAUAUACUUAAUUCACCCAUUUAAGCGUUUUGUGGGGAGUGACAUGAUAGCCCAUCUUAAAUAUCCUUUGAUGACGGUCACUGUUCCCUUUUGGACUGUUCCUUUGUAUGCAGUUGUGGUGCCAAUUGCAAUCUUUCUGUUGGUAUAUAUGCGUAGAAGAGAUGCCUAUGAUCUUCAUGAUGCCAUUUUAGGUAUUCUCUUCUCUGUUCUAGUAACAGGAGUUCUCACUGAAACAACUAAGAAUGCAGUUGGUUGGCCAAGGCCCGACUUCUUUUGGCGUUGCUUUCCCGAUGGGAUUGAAGUUUACAAUCGAUUGGGAAAUGUCGUUUGUCAUGGGAAGAAAAGUUUCGUGUUGGAUGGAUACAAGAGUUUUCCCAGUGGUCAUGCUUCAUGGUCAUUUGCUGGUCUUGGUUUUCUCUCAUUAUACUUAUCAGGCAAGCUGAAAGUAUUUGAGCAUGGAGGUCAUGUUGCAAAAUUACUUUUGGUUCUCUUCCCUUUGUUGAUUGCUUAUGUUGUUGGGAUCUUUAUGGUGAAUGACUAUAUGCAUCAUCCCCAAGAUGUUUUCUUUGGUUCUCUCAUGGGUCUUAUAGUGGCUACACUUGUUUAUUUACAGUUCUAUCCAUCACCAUAUCAUCAUGAAGACGUUUUCAUCCCAACUUCAGCGCAAUCUAGAACCAAUGUUCAAACGAGCAACAUUCCCACAAAUGCUGUGGGAAGGUCGAUGGACAUUGAAGCCCCUGCCCCUCUCGAAAAUACAGGGCAGUGACGAAAGCGAAAGGUUAAAAAAGUAUCAUUUUCUCAAGAUUCAAAUACUAAAUCACCUUGAAGCAAAAGAGAAGAAUAAGAUUUAAAUCUCAACCAUCUGUUUUGUGUUCAUUUGAUUUAUUUAUUUAGGAAGAACUAUAUUAAAAAACUUCCUAUGUAUAGCUAGAUCUACAAAUCUCGGUUCAUGUAUAUAUGUGUAUCUAGCGAUUUACUAUAUAUUUAUGUAUCUAAGGAAUGGGGUUUUUCAUGCACAUAGUAAUUAAAUGCAAUAAGCAAAUUCCAUA